GGCGCUGGCCAAUGGGCAGCGGCGAGAGGGAGCGCGGGGGGUGCCGGGGCGGCGGAGGCCGGAGAUGAACGGGGCGGCCGAGGCCGAUGGCGGCGGCUACAAGCGGCGCUACCGGGCGCUCAAGCGGCGCCUGAAGCUGCUGCUCUACGAGCAGGAAUGUUUCCAGGAGGAGCUGCGCCGGGCCCAGCGCAAACUGCUCAAGGUCUCGCGGGACAAGAGUUACCUCCUGGACCGGCUCCUGCAGUACGAGAACGUGGAUGACGACUCCUCAGAUUCAGAGGCGACGGCGUCAUCGGACAACAGCGACGGGGAGGGGGCGAAGGGGGCGGAGCCACCCCCUGCCAAGAGGAAGCGCGCCACGCCUCCCCCUUCCCCUCCCCCUCCCUCCUUCACCCCGGCUCCAGCCCCAUAUAUGCUCUCGUCCCCCCCCUACAGCCCCUUCCCCCCCCAGUACCUGGCCCCGGAUGGCCCCGCCCCCCGCCCCGCCCCCCCCCGCCGGCAUAAGGGGGGGCCCCGGAGGCUGCAGCUGCCGCCGGCCCCGCCCCCUCCGCCGCUGGGGCCCCUCCCCCCGGCGCUGGCCCCGCCCAAGGCGCCCCCCCCCGUGCCCAGCACGGUGCCGCGGCGGCUGCUGAGCGAGGGCGAGGGCGACGGCAGCGGCGACGACGGCCUCGACGGCGACGACGAGCUCGUCAUCGACAUCCCCGAGUGACGUCAUGGCGGGGGGUGACGUCGUGGGUGACGUCAUGCGUGAUGUCACGCCGCCCCCCCCCCCCCCGCCCCAUGUUAAUGGGUUAAGCCUCGAGUGACACCCCCCCCUCCCAACCACCACCAUGUGACCUGGAGUGACCCCCAUUGACCCCCCCCCCAUGUGUGGUCUAUGUGAGCUCAAGUAACCCCUAUUGACCUCAUGUGGCUCAUGUGACCUCGAAUGACCCCCCCAUGUGACCCCCAUUGAUCUCCAAGUGUCCCAUGAGACCUCAAGUAACCCCUAUGUGACCUUGAGUGACCCCAUGUGUGUCCCGCGACCUUAAGUAACCCCUAUGUGACCUCGAAUGACCCCAUGUGACCUUAUUGACCCCAUGUGUGAGCCAUGUGACCCCCCCCCCAUUGAACCCCCAUGUGUCCCCCAUGUGGCCUGAAGUAACCCCUGUGUGACCUUGAGUGACCCUGUGAGAGCCAUGUGACUCCAUUGACCCAUGUGACCUCGAAUGACCCCAUGUGUGUCCUAUGUGACCUCGAAUGACCCCCAUGUGACCCUUUAUGUGUCCCAUAUGACCUCAAGUAACCCCAUGUUUGACCCCAUGUAACCUCCAGUAGCCCCAUAUGACCUCGAGUGACCCCAUGACCCGAUGUGACCCAAUGAGCCCCUCAUUUGACCUCGAGUAACCCCACUUUGACCUCAAGUUACCCCACUUUGACCUCAAGUGACCCCAAUUGACCCCAUGUGACCCCCCCCCCAUUGACCCCUGAAUGGACACAAAA
Strigops habroptila (Kakapo) is the source of this 1482-nucleotide messenger RNA. It is a transcript of the gene INO80E, whose product is annotated as INO80 complex subunit E. NCBI's taxonomy places the organism in Eukaryota, Metazoa, Chordata, Aves, Psittaciformes, Psittacidae. The coding region runs from base 65 to 709 and encodes 214 amino acids. The record is from RefSeq and is a predicted model, not a curated record. The transcript has 7 exons. Gene Ontology annotation, cellular component: nucleus; Ino80 complex. Gene Ontology annotation, biological process: chromatin remodeling.